AUGGCCACCGGUGUGAUCCGGACCCUGUGCGACUUCCAGCUGCCCCUGCUGCGCCACCACCCCUUCCUGCCCUCAGAUCCAGAGCCCCCGGAGACUUCGGAGGAGGACGAGGAGGAGGAGGAGGGGGAGGAGGAGGAGGAGGGGGUGGGGGAGGAGGAGCAGGAGGAGGAGGGGGAGGGGCUGGAGGGCUGCAGCCAGAUCCUCCCAAGCUCAGGCCAGGCAGUGGCCGCAGAGGAGGCAGCCCCUCAGGGUCCCAGCAGCCCCGAGAUGCCGCUGCAGCUGCUACGCUUCUCAGAGCUCAUCAGCGACGACAUCCAGCGGUACUUUGGCCGCAAGGACAAGCCGCAGGACCCAGAUGCCUGCGACGUCUACGCCGACAGCCGCCCAGCCGGCAGCACUGCCCGGGAGCUCUACUACGCGGACCUGGUGCGCCUGGCCCGCGGCGGGUCCCUGGAGGAUGAGCACACCCCGGAGCCUGGGGUCUCCCAAGGGCAGGUGCGCAGGCCGGGCCUCAGCGGGGACAGGGCACAACCCCUGGGACCCCUGGCCGAGCUCUUCGACUACGGGCUGCAGCAGUACUGGGGGUCCAGGGCGGCGGCCAGCUGGAGCCUGAGGCUGGAGCGGAAGUACGGCCACAUUACCCCCAUGGCCCAGAGGAAGCUGCCCCCAUCCUUCUGGAAGGAGCCGACCCCUAGCCCCCUGGGCCUGCUGCACCCUGGCACGCCUGACUUCAGCGACCUGCUGGCCAGCUGGUCAGCCGAGGCCUGUCCUGAGCUGCCCGGCAGGGGAACCCCAGCCCUGGAAGGGGCACAGCCAGCCGAGGCCUAG
Molecule: messenger RNA, 828 nt
Organism: Piliocolobus tephrosceles (Ugandan red Colobus)
Lineage: Eukaryota; Metazoa; Chordata; Mammalia; Primates; Cercopithecidae
Gene: PERCC1
Product: proline and glutamate rich with coiled coil 1
Exons: 1
Coding region: 1-828 (275 amino acids)
Source: RefSeq, a predicted model, not a curated record